AUGACACCGACAAAUGGUAUCGAGUAUGGAGCAGUGCGCCCGUCUUCCACCCGUGUAUUUGAUCUCCUUCCCGGUUACAGAUCGGCGCCUAUCCGCUGUCGUUUUCGCCACAUCGACCUCGAUGACCCUCCUCCGUAUGAGGCCAUAGCGUACGUUUGCGGAGACCCGAGUGCCAUGGUUCCAAUCAGAUGUGAUGACUUCAAACUAGUUAACGCGCUUCGUCAAUUUCGAUUUACUGAUACGCGACGCACGCUCUGGGCAGACUGCAUUUGCAUCAAUCAGAGAGAUGUAGAGGAACGAAGCUGGCAAGUCUUACUUGCGGGCGAUAUCUACUCUAAAGCCUCCCAAGUCUUGAUAUGGCUUGGAGAUGAAGAUAUGGAGACCGAAAUAGCCGUUAGCGACAUGAACCUGAUCCAGCGCCAGAUAUGGCCUCGACGCAGACAAUUGGAAGAGUACGAGGAGAAAUCCAUCUUCUUCCGCACAGACGAUCAAGCAGUGACCACUCUGUUCUUCACUCACGAUUGCCUUGUACAUGUUUUAUGGUUCCCAUGGCAGUGUAUUGCAUUUGAGGAUGCUUGGGUACCUGAGUUUAUAGUACGAAGAAUCUAUUCUCUCUCAAAGUCUUUCAAUAUACCUCAUGCCACGGAUACUAGAAUGGUCAAUUCUACAUUGUAUGUUUCAUCUAGAUCUACCCACUUCCCUCGAUCGAUCGGAACCUUCUCCACUCCCUCUAACGUCACCUGCCCUCAGCAUUACCUUUCAUCACGCCUCUAUGUACAAAGACCUCCAAAGCUUAUGGUUGAUGAUCAAGCCAUCUUCUGCGAAUCCACCUUAUAAGCUUCAUAAAGCAACAAGCCUUCUAUGGCGCAACAAAGUAUCCCCAAGACAAGGCAUCGUCUCGCAAGAAGGUCGCUUUCAUCGUCAACUCGGCCUGAGUAGGCUCCGUUACGUUGAGUUGACAAAUCUCCGGAUACGUGCCAGCAGGGGCCGUCUUGUUGGCGAUGAGCGCCGCGUACGUGUCCAGUGGACAGGACUGGCCAGGUCCAGAUUUG
Messenger RNA from Exophiala viscosa, 1052 nucleotides. Its product is annotated as heterokaryon incompatibility protein-domain-containing protein. NCBI's taxonomy places the organism in Eukaryota, Fungi, Ascomycota, Eurotiomycetes, Chaetothyriales, Herpotrichiellaceae. The coding region runs from base 1 to 837 and encodes 278 amino acids. The transcript is spliced from 2 exons. The record is from RefSeq and is a predicted model, not a curated record.